This is a messenger RNA of Sorghum bicolor (sorghum), 2254 nucleotides long. Its product is annotated as putative leucine-rich repeat receptor-like serine/threonine-protein kinase At2g04300. The coding region runs from base 458 to 2041 and encodes 527 amino acids. The transcript has 10 exons. NCBI's taxonomy places the organism in Eukaryota, Viridiplantae, Streptophyta, Magnoliopsida, Poales, Poaceae. Gene Ontology annotation, biological process: protein phosphorylation. The record is from RefSeq and is a predicted model, not a curated record. Gene Ontology annotation, molecular function: protein kinase activity; protein binding; ATP binding.
GGCUCUCAAGCAUGGUCGUGCUGCCACCAAAAAAAAAAAGUCGUGGAAGAACCUUCCAUUCCAUAUGUUUGAUUUCUCUUUGCCAUCUCCUUCCUGCUGUGAUGGUGGCGGCGUCUCCAGACUCCAGCAAUGAGGGGUGGCAAGGACCUCACCCUCUACAACGCGGAAGCGGCGGGGAGCUGCGCCCUUAAGCAUCCUUCCCCACGCCCUUCCGUCUUAGGAUCCAAUCGCAACGGCCACCUCAUGCGCCAUACCUUGCACCCACCCCUGUACCUGACGUGCUCGAUUAAAUGCCCCUUAAGGUUAUGGUACUGAACUGGGUCUGAAGCCAAGGUGCUAAAAUGGUUUGCCAAAGAUUCUACUUUGAAUAGACUUUUUCCCCUUUUCCUCUCUUGUAUAUGCAAUUGUUUUGUCAUUCAUGUAUCUAGGUGAUUACACCUAGUUCCCAAACAUAGUCAUGACUUAUGUGUUUUGCAUGCUAGUUGAUGCCAUCAUGGCUAUCAAAAUCGAGUACGGGGUGAAGAAAAACUGGAUGGGUGAUCCGUGUUUUCCAAUCAAAUUUGCUUGGGACGGCGUGAAAUGCAGCAGUGCAAUUAGUAACAUGUCGAGGAUAACAUCAAUAGAUCUCUCCAAUAGCUCUUUGCAUGGCACAAUAACUAAGAAUUUUACACUGCUCACAGCACUCGAGAAUUUAGAUUUAUCUUACAACCAGUUGAGCGGGCCAAUACCUGAUUCCCUACCAAGUUUGCCUUCCCUACGAGUUCUAAAUGUCUCUGGCAACCAGCUGAGUAAUGAGUCCCUAUGUAAAAAUUAUACUGCACCACUUAUUUUCAGACAUGAUGCUGGCUCUGUAUGCAACAAACCUUCACCAAGCCCGCCAAGAAAUAAAGCAACUAUCAUAGCUAUUUCAGUAGUGGUUCCUGUGUUGGUAGUAAUUUUACUUCUUCUUGCAUAUUUCAUCUGGUGGGAGAAAAGAAAGCCUAAUGUGCAACCAGUCCCCAUAAAUGGCCCAACAAGAGAUCCAGAACCUGAUAAUGCUUCAGGAAGCAAAAAAGGUCAUGGGUACAACCUGAAUAAAACUGAGAAUCGCCAGUUCACAUACAAAGAGCUCGAGAAGUUCACUAAUAAUUUCAAGAAGUUCAUAGGACAAGGAGGUUUCGGGCCCGUCUACUAUGGCCGUUUGGAAGACAGCACCGAGGUUGCUGUCAAGAUGCGUUCUGAAUCAUCAUCACAUGGGCUUGAUGAAUUUUUAGCUGAGGUCCAGAGCUUGACAAAGGUGCAUCACAGGAAUCUAGUGUCUUUGAUUGGUUACUGUUGGGAGAAAGAUCAUUUGGCACUGGUUUAUGAGUACAUGUCUCAGGGCAGUCUUUUUGAUCAUCUGAGAGGAAAAAAUGGUGUUUCUGAAGCCUUGAAUUGGAGGAAACGUGUACAAGUAGUGCUUGAAGCUGCACAAGGCUUGGAUUAUCUGCACAAAGGUUGCAAUUUGCCAAUAGUUCACCGUGAUGUGAAGACCAACAACAUUCUCUUGGGUCAAAAUCUGCAAGCUAAAAUCGCAGAUUUUGGACUUUCCAAGACAUAUCUUAGCGAUACACAAACUCACAUAUCAGCCACUGCAGCUGGCACAGCUGGUUACAUGGACCCUGAGUACUACCACACUGGAAGGCUCACUGAGAGCAGCGAUGUGUACAGCUUCGGAGUUGUUCUACUUGAGGUAGCCACUGGCAAGCCUCCAAUAGUGCCAGGCCAUGGCCACAUCAUUCGGCGUGUUAAACAGAAUAUUGCCACUGGCGACAUCGGCUCAAUUGCCGAUGUGCGACUUGGAAAUGCCUAUGACAUCAGCUCCAUGUGGAAGGUAAUCGACACGGCUAUGAUGUGCACCGUGGAUUCUGCUGCUCAAAGGCCAACGAUGGCCACCGUUGUCAUACAGUUGAAGGAGAGCCUAGCGUUGGAGGAAACUCGUGAGAAGGACAGUAGCACCAGGGUAAGCCGAGGGAGUGACAUAGAAGCUAUGGUGUCCACAUUUCGUCCUUUGGCGAGAUGAAGCUGUGCCUGUACCUGGUUUCGGUUCAUGGUUGAUGCAUCCCAGCAUCCCUCUACAAGUCUACAACGGGUGUUUCUUAUGAACUUGUCUUGUGAAGACGCACUAGUGUAUAUUUGUGCACUGUUUUGAAUCUGCAGUAUAUAUGUAUGUUCAAGGACUUGGAGAGACCGAGCUUGUGUGUGCGAGUAAUAAGGUUAAGUUGCAGUUUCUCCA